This is a messenger RNA of Athene cunicularia (burrowing owl), 1529 nucleotides long. It is a transcript of the gene CTH, whose product is annotated as cystathionine gamma-lyase. The record is from RefSeq and is a predicted model, not a curated record. The coding region runs from base 297 to 1181 and encodes 294 amino acids. NCBI's taxonomy places the organism in Eukaryota, Metazoa, Chordata, Aves, Strigiformes, Strigidae. Gene Ontology annotation, biological process: transsulfuration. Gene Ontology annotation, molecular function: cystathionine gamma-lyase activity; pyridoxal phosphate binding. The transcript is spliced from 12 exons. Gene Ontology annotation, cellular component: cytoplasm.
GCCACGGAAGAAGGAGUCGCACGCUGCUGCGUUCACACGCCGAUGCCAGAGCGGCCGUGUGCGUGCUGGGAGCUCUGGGAGAGUGGCCUGCCAGAGUCCUGAUGUGACGAAGUUGUCAUUAAACAGAAAUCCUGAAUGGUUAUGAAUACAGCCGGAGUGGAAACCCUACGCGGGAUUGCCUGGAGAAGGCUGUGGCAGCACUAGAUGGAGCUAAAUACUGUUUAGCUUAUGCUUCUGGCUUAGCUGCUACUUUGAAUAUUACUCACCUGUUAAAGGCAGGGGAUACGAUUAUCUGCAUGGAUGAUGUCUAUGGAGGCACAAACAGAUACUUCAGUCAAGUCGCUGUGAAAAUGGGUUUGAAGGUGGUUUUUGUCGACUGCACCAAACUGGCCUGCCUGGAAGCUGCGAUUACACCAGAGACCAAGCUCGUUUGGAUUGAAACGCCCACAAACCCCACGCUGAAGGUCAUUGACAUCCAGGCCUGUGCAGGUGUAGUGCAUAAGCAUAAAGAUGUUCUUCUAGUGGUGGACAACACUUUUAUGUCUGCGUAUUUCCAGCGUCCUUUAUCUCUGGGGGCUGAUAUUUGUAUGUAUUCUGCAACUAAAUACAUGAAUGGGCAUAGUGAUGUUGUGAUGGGACUUGUUUCAGUAAACUGUGACGAUCUCUAUGAAAGGCUCAAAUUCUUACAAAACUCUCUCGGAGCUGUCCCGUCUCCCUUUGACUGUUACCUGUGCAAUCGUGGUUUGAAGACGCUGGAAAUCCGGAUGAAACAACAUUUCCGCAAUGCGUUGGCUGUUGCUCGAUUUCUUGAGUCCGAUUCCCGGGUGGCAAAAGUCAUCUUCCCAGGCCUGCCCUCGCACCCUCAGCACGAGCUGGUCAAGCGGCAGUGCACCGGCUGCCCUGGGAUGGUCACCUUUUACAUUAAAGGAAACCUUGAACAUGCUGCUACCUUCCUCAAGAAUUUAAAGGUUUUUGCACUGGCUGAGAGUCUGGGAGGAUACGAAAGCCUCGCAGAGCAGCCGGCCAUCAUGACUCACGCUUCAGUGCCUAAAGAAGAUAGAGAAGCUCUUGGCAUCAGCGAUACGCUAAUUCGCCUGUCGGUUGGUUUGGAAGAUGAAGAAGAUUUACUGGCAGACCUAGACCAGGCUCUGAAAGCUGCGUGUGCAGACCGUAAGGCUUGACGCUGAAAACCGGAACUUGGAACGGAACGUUGAAACAGUUGAAGAAAAUGACACGGAAAGCCAAAUCACUAAUGAUUUCUCUUUGAUUUGCCUCUGAAAAUUUAAAUGCGCUCGAUCGACCGCUGGGCUCCCGGGGUUCUCCCUUUGUGCUCUUACCUUUGUGGUGCUGCUGCCUGGCUGGACGCAGCCCGUGCUCCUCUGUGGGUCCGUCCUGCUCCGCUGUGGUCCCUCGGCUUUGGCAUUUACAGAGCCCAUAGGUUGUGCUUGCGAGCAGCCGUGCUGCACACUCAGCAGUAUCAUCCCAGUCUUCCCAGCAAGGAUUUAGUGUUUGUCGCCUGUCGUGCUGAC